This is a messenger RNA of Acaulospora morrowiae, 361 nucleotides long. Lineage: Eukaryota; Fungi; Glomeromycota; Glomeromycetes; Diversisporales; Acaulosporaceae. The record is from the annotation of a GenBank genome assembly.
AUGCCAGAAACCACAAUGAUAUCAGCUUCACAUUGGCUUGAGAAUGCCAUCGAUCAGGAAUAUUUGAACUUUCAUGAUUUCGAUAAAUUCUCGGAUCUCGUGCCAGUAGGAGACGGACCACUCGGCAAAGUAUAUCGCGCACAAUGGCAGAUUCGCGGUAUGGUUGUGGCAUUAAAAAGUUGGAUUGAUGAAACGAGCAAAGAGGAAAAACGGAUAUUGGAUGAAUUUAUGAAUGAGGUAAAUACCAGAUGCGGACGACCACCAUUUCAAACUUCCGCACCACCUACGGCUAUGUCUCAAAUCCAAAUUGCUACGCGAAUAUCCAAUGGAGAACGCGAAGAGCCAGUGAAGGACUCACCUU